AGCCAGAGGUACAGAGUGACCUCCAAGGGGGACCCCACUUCACUCCUACUCCAAGCAGGCAAGCACAUUCAAGUGUCUUAAGCCUUCAAACGGCCACAACUCACGUCUUCUGUCCUGUGUCCUGGUCAGAUACAUCUGGCUUCUCCAGCCUCCAAUCACUAUUCCUCCAGGCCAGCCACAACUUGGAGAGUCCACCCAGGCCCGGAAAGGCUGGGCAUCUUUAGUGAUAUCAUCUGUCCCCUCUUCCCACUCAACUGUGGACUCAAACAACCAGGGUCCUCAGGACUUUGUAGCUCCUGGGUGGCCCUCAGGGUGUCAGGAAGGGGCUGCAGUUGCCCUCACUGACCCUGGACCCUCUUGGUCCCACCUGUGAACACUCCACACAUGCAUCUUGCUAGAGAUCUAUCUGCUUGCCUGUCCCACAUCUAAUUCCCUUUCAGUCAGUCUCUGGAUGCCUGUGAGUCUCCUCCCUCAGACACCCAAAGCCCCGGAUAUGAUGAAGUCCUAAGGGCCAGAGUGCAAGCAUCUGGAGGAGAGAGUUGCAGAGCAGAAAUCUCUGGAUUCCCCAACAAUUUCUCUCUUUGCUUCAGGCCUAGAGUUGCCAAGGAAGCAAACCGAGUCGGGUGGGGUGAGUCUGAAGAGGCAGGAACACUGGGCUGGGCUGGGCUGACCCCUCCCCAGUGGGGGGGCGGGAUCCAGAAGGAGGCAUAGUGCAGAGGCACUAGAGAGGACCAGACUGGAAAGGCGAUAUGGCAGGAACCAGCCUAGGGGCCCGCUUCUAUCGGCAGAUCAAAAGACAUCCUGGGCUCAUUCCAAUGAUCAGCUUCAUCGGUCUUGGCAUGGGCAGUGCUGCGCUCUACUUGCUUCGACUUGCCCUGCGCAGCCCCGACGUCUGCUGGGACCGAAAGAACCCAGAACCCUGGAAUCGCUUGAGCCCCAAUGACCAAUAUAAGUUCCUUGCAGUUUCUACUGAUUAUAAGAAGCUGAAGAAGGACCGGCCAGACUUCUAAGCCAGGCUGGGCUGCUAGUUGGAUGUAAACCACGAACUCAUUUCUUCCACUGCCCCGCUCCCAGACCCUAGGGCGUCUAGUCACCUCAUCCAGCUCCUGCUUACACAGGCCGGUUCCCACGAAGAGGGGAGGCAGCUCCACCCCCUACCCUGCUCCCUUGAUCCCAGCAGCGGAAGCAACUCUGACCCCUGGCUUCAGUCCCCUGUGGGGGAGGGGUCAGGACAACAGGCAGCAACUGGGUCCUCAGCCCAAAAGGCCCAAACCAGUCCCCUCAGUUCCCCUGACUUGCAGGGCGUGGCACAGGCUACGUGUUGAGCAUGGCCUGUGUGAGCCAACAGCAAACAGGGGCCUUUGAGUGCCAAGUGAGGACGUGGCGAGCCCCACGUGUGCCUGAGCUCUGAGAGUGCCAGCCCUGGGGCGGCGCUGUUCAGGCUCAACCAGGUUGUCUCUGGCCGCCCAGCCUGCCCAGGCUGGGGCACCCAUGCCAAGCAGAAGCUCCUCCUCUGCCCAAGCCUGCUGCCUCCCCCACCCCCAGCAUAGAGCACCUGGACCUCCCCCUGCCGCUUCCCCCCUCCCCUCCCUUGCUCCCCUUGGUCCCCCGGGAUCAAAAAGAAGCAGCCGUGGGCAAAAUACAAUUUCAUUUAACAAAUUGAAUUUGCUGCGCCUGCUAAUCACGUCUGGUGUCGGCUCUGAUCAGAGACAGAGAGAGGAGGCUGCAGCCCUGGGGGUCCUUGCGGUGGUGGUGGGAGGAGAGGGAGGAAUAAAUGUUGAGGGAGUCAAAUCACCGAACCACUGGCUGGCCCAGGGGACCCCUCCCACAUAA
This is a messenger RNA of Heterocephalus glaber (naked mole-rat), 1833 nucleotides long. It is a transcript of the gene Coxfa4l2, whose product is annotated as cytochrome c oxidase hypoxia associated subunit FA4L2. Lineage: Eukaryota; Metazoa; Chordata; Mammalia; Rodentia; Bathyergidae. Gene Ontology annotation, cellular component: respiratory chain complex IV. The record is from RefSeq and is a predicted model, not a curated record.